AUGGACGAUCUUCGCCUCGUGCACUUCAACACUCCCCAAGCGUUUCUGGAGGCCACCAGGGAGUUCGAUGAUAGCUUCAUGGGCUUUUGCGUCGGCUCCCUCCUCGAUUACCUCGCGGAGCAUCCAGACGCGGCUGCAGACACGCCCGCCGACGCCGCAAGCUCGAAACCUGUGUACCUCUACGCGAUCUACGAGAACGACGACCUCCUCGUCGCGCUCACCCGGAACGCGCACGACUUCGCCUGGAUGAUGUCCGUCCCCACCACCGCGGCCGCGUCCGCGCUCACGGCCCCCGGCGCGCCGCAGCUCGCGCCCGCACUCGCGCUCCUCGCGCGCGCGGUGCACGCCGCGCUCCCGUCCCCCGCGCAUUUCGACACGCUCAUCGGCCCCGCGCCCGCCGUCGCCGCGCUCGUCGCCGCCUGGGCCGCGCUCGUCCCGGGGAGCCGCGUGCACGCGGGGAAGACGAACCUGGCGUCGCGCGUCGGGUACGCCACGCGUGCGUCGCUCCCGCUCCCGCCGCCGUCCGCGCCGCCGCACGCGUGCGUGGUGAGGCUGGCGGGGACGGAGGAGGACCUGGAGGCGCUCGUGCCGCUGCACGUCGCGUUCCGGCUCGAGUCGGCGUGGCGGCACGUGGUCAGUGCGGAGGAGGCGCGCGCGGCGCUGCGGCCUGCGGUGCGCAGGGGGACGGCGUGGGUGGGCACGGUGGAUGGGCGGCCGGUGGGGUACGUGGUGCUCGGGCGCGUGACGGCGAGGACGAUUGCGGUGAGGAACGUGUAUGUUGCGCCGGAGGCGAGGCGGAGGGGCGUGGCGGGGGCGAUGGUCCGCGCGGUGACGCGGUAUUACUUGGGCGCGGGCUUGGAGGGCGUCGAGGGCGUCCCGGAGGGCCCACCGGCGGUGGGGUGGAAGCGGGAGGUGAAUCUGAACGCGGCGGACCCGGCGGCGGAGAGGGUGUACAGGCGCGCGGGGUUCAUGUUUCCAGACCCGGAGGACGAGACGAAGGGAGGAGUCGAUCCGGAAACGGGGCGGAAGGCGUGGUACGCGUCGAUCUGGCGGGAGGUAGAGCCCAAGGAAAAGUCUGUGGACGAGUCAUAG
Epithele typhae is the source of this 1092-nucleotide messenger RNA. RefSeq lists its product as uncharacterized. The record is from RefSeq and is a predicted model, not a curated record. The transcript has 2 exons. Gene Ontology annotation, molecular function: acyltransferase activity, transferring groups other than amino-acyl groups. Bases 1 to 1092 code for a protein of 363 amino acids. NCBI's taxonomy places the organism in Eukaryota, Fungi, Basidiomycota, Agaricomycetes, Polyporales, Epitheliaceae.